AUUUGAACCCCCGUGAUUCGCUUUCUGUCAGUGAUGGCAACCAGAACGGUCGGCGAUAAAGCGAAAUGGCGCAGGAGAAAAUUAUCAAAGAUUCCUGACGAUGACAAUGACUGCGCUAGUUUGGCUUGGCUCCUUAAUUUUCGACUGGACGCGCUUGUAAAUGUGACGGUGCCUGAAGAUGAGGUGCGCGUUGAGGAACCUCUGACUGUGAAGAAACCGCCUUACACAUAUCCCGAACUAAUCGAGCGAGCUUUGAGAGAAAGAGGGGAGCUUACAGUCUCGGGAAUUUAUCAAUGGAUUUCUGACCACUUUCCUUUCUACAAAGCGAAUGAUGAGCGUUGGAAAAACUCUGUUCGACACAACCUGUCCAUAAACCCUCACUUCCGCAAGGGUGCGCGGGCGUCACAAGGCGCUGGUCAUCUUUGGUCGUUAGCCGCAAAUGCAAUAGACCUGCUGCCACAGAGGAGAGAACAAGAGAAGACUGAGCGAUUGGAAGCUCAUAUAAUUGAGUGUCCCAAGGUGAUCGUACUAGACGAGGCCGCUAUUGCUGCGGCGAGUAUUAUUCCUGAUCAAGACAUAUUUAAUGGAGGCGCAAUGUUCCUUAACCCCGUGUCAGCGGAGCAAGUCGUGCGCGAGUGUGGACUCAUCACUGGCCUAUAAUUUUUAAUUUUACACAAUUUUAGAGCUUAACUUAACAAUGCUACUUAGUUAACAAACUUGGAUGUUACUUCCAAUCCUUUAAUUUCUUUUGAUUUCUAACUGGGUUGCAAAAACCAGCGAAACUGUUAAGAGCUGUAAAAGUGGACCCAUGAAAGUAGAAAUGGGCGAUUGUUGCAAAACAAAAAACGAUCGAAUGUUCUAUUGCGCAUUUGCCAAUUGGUAGUCCAUCGUUAUUAUUCGAAAAAGUCAGUCAGUGUAUUAUCUUAUUUAUUACUAUUUAUGUAACUCGCUGGUCGCGUCAAAUUAUGUUUAUGCUAUAAUGAAUUUAAUAAUCUUGAUUAAUUUCACUUUAAAAAACUGAAGAAGGUGACGUGUUUUUAAAAGAAAAAUAUGAAUAGUUUAUUACCACGAUUAAAUCAGAAACUGUCGCCCUCUAAAUGACAAGAGUCGUCAAUUGUUAUCAAUAAAACUAAGCAAUGGAAUUGGAUAAGCUUUAGCAAACACAUCACUAGAAAGAUUUUUUGCCUUAAAGACACAUUGACGUUGUGUAUAAUCCAUAAUUAAUGUAUAAUUAAUGGUACAUGUAAUUUCGUUGUCUAGUCUUACCUUUGUCUAGAUCAAGUAAAAGCUUGUUAGGAAACUUUGAAAUUAACUUAGCGUGUCGACUUUAGCAAAGCUGAUCUUACAACUCGUACCAUAAAUGCAAAUAGUCUAUUAUUUAACUUUGAAAUUAUUUGUAAUUCUAAUAAUUUUGUUAUCUUCGUGGAAUGCCCAACAGCAAAAUGUAAAUAAUGUUUUAGUUUGAAAUUGCUUUGAGUUUAAUUUGUAACAAAGAUCUCAUGUAAAAUUAAUGUUUUAAUUUAAUGUUAGUUUGUAAUACAUUUUAC
Pieris napi is the source of this 1547-nucleotide messenger RNA. RefSeq names its product forkhead box protein E1-like. The transcript has 4 exons. The record is from RefSeq and is a predicted model, not a curated record. The coding region runs from base 34 to 660 and encodes 208 amino acids. Gene Ontology annotation, biological process: regulation of DNA-templated transcription. NCBI's taxonomy places the organism in Eukaryota, Metazoa, Arthropoda, Insecta, Lepidoptera, Pieridae. Gene Ontology annotation, molecular function: cis-regulatory region sequence-specific DNA binding; DNA-binding transcription factor activity. Gene Ontology annotation, cellular component: nucleus.